Toxoplasma gondii ME49 is the source of this 2545-nucleotide messenger RNA. Its product is annotated as pseudouridine synthase. Lineage: Eukaryota; Apicomplexa; Conoidasida; Eucoccidiorida; Sarcocystidae. The transcript is spliced from 10 exons. Gene Ontology annotation, biological process: mRNA pseudouridine synthesis; tRNA pseudouridine synthesis. Gene Ontology annotation, molecular function: RNA binding; pseudouridine synthase activity. The coding region runs from base 438 to 2000 and encodes 520 amino acids. Gene Ontology annotation, cellular component: nucleus; cytoplasm. The record is from RefSeq and is a predicted model, not a curated record.
CUGAAGGCGACAAAAAAGAAAUCGCGACGCUGAACGCGUAGAUACUGCGCUUCGUCGGUUGCCUUCUUCCUUCAUCAAUUGCUGUCGACAAAUGCGAAGGGCUUGAGCUGCUCUUCACAUUGGGGCCUUCGCUGGACUGGUCGUAUAGACGGUAGACGCAUCUACGCAGGUUUCGUAUCUGCCCGACGGAUCUUUCUUCUCUCUCCUCUCUUCUCUAGUUCUCUUCCGCAUUUUUUCUCUGUGUCGCUGCCUUUCUUUCUCCAUGUUUUCGAUUUCCUCCGUGGAUUCCGCCGUCCCCGCUUUCCCCGCUGUCCUGAGUCGGCCGCUGACGCGAGCAAGUGCAGAAGGUUGAGUUCUGUCGACGCCUGAGGCAUCUGGAAAACUUCCUUCACCUUGUUAUCUGUCUUCUUCCCUGCUUCCCUCUCUCCUUCGUCGCCAUGGAGACGGGGGCUCUUUCCCCGCCAGUCUUGUCAUCUUCUUCUUCCUCUCCGUCCUCUUCUUCCUCUCCUUCUUCUUCCUCUCCUUCUUUUUCAUCUUCUUCCUCUUCCUCUCCUUCUCCCCUUUCGAUCCCUUCUGGAGCAGGGAAAGAGCGCGAGCUUGCAGGAGCUGCGUCACCUGGCGAGGCGAAGAGAAAGAAGCAGAAACGCGCAUUCAACUGGGACGCUGUACCUACAGCCCACUUUCUGCUCAAGGUCGCGUACGAUGGCAGCGCCUAUUCUGGCAUAGCGUAUCAGGGCGAACACUCAGCUGUACGUACUGUUGAAGGCGAACUCUUUGCCGCUCUGGAGAAAACAUGUCUCAUUCGAGACAGAAAUAACUGCAACUUCUCCAGGUGUGGGCGCACAGACAAAGGCGUCCAUGCGGCCGGCAACUGCGUUUCGCUCACCCUUCGAGUAAAGGAUCCGGCGCAGCGGCGUUUUCCGGAAGAGAACUAUGACUACGCUGCGGUCCUCAACGCGGUGCUUCCUGGAGAUAUUCGCAUCGUUGCGUCUGCGCCGGUCUCUCCAACUUUUGACGCGAGAUUCGACUGCACCGGGCGCGUCUACAAAUACUUCUUCCACUCUGAGGGCCUGGACCUGCAGCGCAUGCAUCAGGCGGCUCAACGAUUCGUGGGCGAACACAACUUCCGCUACUUCUGCAAGCUCGAUCCUCGCCAGUACAGGAAUCCGAGACGGACGCUCACGUCCUUCGCCGUCGAGUCUGCCGGCGACGGCGUUUGCGCCGUGGCGACCAUCGCCGGUCGGUCCUUUUUAUGGCACCAAGUUCGCUUCAUGAUGGCGGCGCUGCUGAAGGUGGGUCGGGGGUCGUGCGACGAAUCCUACAUCGUCGAUUUACUGAAGAGAGGAGAAGAGGAAGAGCGAGAAGAAGAGGAAGAGCGAGAACACAGAGAGAGAGAACAGGAGAGAAAGCAAAGAGACGGAGGUGAAGAGGAGAGAGACCAAGCAAGAGAGAUGGGAGACGAGACAGAAGUCAAGAAGGAGCGACGUGAAGACGCAGCUGCGUUACCGCGGGAGCCUCAGGAAGAAGAGAAACUCGAACCUAGAACCACCGACCGCGUCUCGCCGCCUCCUUCUUGUUCUUCCUCUUUCUCUCUCGCUCCUUCGUCGUGUGUUGCCCCGAGUGCCGAGCCACCAGGCUCCCUUGAAAAGCAUGGAGGUCGCGAGGAGGGGAAGAAGAGGAAGCGCGAGAAAGUGAAGGCGAAGGCGUUUUCAGCUGGGCUCGCUCCCGCAGCGCCUGGCUGUCUCGUCCUGUUCGACUGUCGCUUCGACUGCGUCCGCUGGGAUAGACGAGACCGGCGAGGAGAGACGGGGGAGAGCGGAGGCGAGGAAGCAGCGAGAGAGGUGGAGACACCGAUGCACUCAGCGCAACGGAACGCUGGCGCGAGACUCGACGUGGAAAAGAAGAGAGGCGCCCUGAACACCAGAGAGACCUUUCAGAAUCAAUGCCGGAAGGCGCUGGAGCGCGUUCAGGUGCUUCGGUGUCUCGGCGGGAUGCCUUGAAGAACCGGCGACGAGAAACCUUCGUUUCCUCUCCGCUUUUGCGCGUUUGUGUUGCGCUUCGUUGCACUUGCCGGUGCUUCCUUCUCUGCUCCUCCUUUCGAGGUCCGGCGUUUCUUCCUGUCUCUCCCUCUCUGUCUCCAGAUUCUUCUUGAGGCAUCUGAUUCUUGAUGCUGCUCUGUCUUCUCUUUUUUGGGUGUUCCUCGUUUCCUAGUUUUGAUUCGCCUUCACUUGUUUCGGCUAUUCUCGUUAUUGUUCUUUUGAUUACGACCUCUUUCUCUUGUUUCACCCAGUUGUUUCCCCUUGUCAUUCUCUCCGUCGCAUGUGCGACCGGCCUCUUCCCCACAGCAGCGUACCCUUGCAUGUUCCUGGAAGAAGGACCUUCGAUUGCGGAGAACUCUGUGUCGAGAGCUUCCCCUUGAAGGCUGUCCUUGUUUUCCGUUUUUUCGUUCUACGAUCUUCCUCUAAAGGACAUUUCUCCUCCAGCUUUGGUGUUCGCUCUCGCCUUCGUUUGCCAACAGAAAGGUUCAGAAAAAGAAACAGCUCUG